Messenger RNA from Heterobilharzia americana, 2154 nucleotides. The record is from the annotation of a GenBank genome assembly. Lineage: Eukaryota; Metazoa; Platyhelminthes; Trematoda; Strigeidida; Schistosomatidae.
ACUAAAUAAGGAGCUCAUUUCAGACCUUGGAGUAACUCAGUCUAUCGAUUUCCAAUGAAAUUUCCAUGCAUCUGGAGCACACCUACCAUUUUAUGUUUCUAAACUAUGGCUUCCCAUCAUCUUUUUCUGAUUUCUCAAUACUUGCACGAUUCAGCCUAUCCAAUGCAAUCCUGUUUUUAUUAGUAAUCAAUCCCUCAAUAUACUCAGAAGCAGAUGAUUCUGAUGAUGAUAAAGGUAGACUUACUCGACGUAAAUGGUGCCCGUGGUCUUCAUGGAGUCCAUGUUCCCCAACAAAGUGUUUUAGUGGUCGUGUAAGACAAAACCCUCCAUUUUGGCCAGGUCCUGAAGAAUUUCCGGUUGAAGAUGAUCAAAUUACUCAGUGUGUACUGCCAUCAUCAAAUAGUAGCAGAAAGCCUAGUCGUGCCUAUGUACAACAAAUAAUACGAGGUCAGAGUAAAGUUGUAGUAGCAGCGAAACAACGAUUUCGUACUUGUGAUUGCCCUUCCGUAUCUCUACUCAAUGUUUUCCUCUUGGUUAGCCGACAUGAGUGUUUUUCUGGUGAUACAGUUUUUGAAUGUAACGAAUGUGGACCUGAUGAGAAAAUAUAUUUCAGUCGUAAUAAAAAUUCUCUUAUUGAUCCAAUACCGUAUUGCUCAUUUGAUCAUUCUGGUUUUCAGUUGUAUAAAAUUCUUGGUGGAAUUGUUGGAGCGAUUGGAAUUAUUUGUUUAUUGGUGUGUAUAGCACGUUUUUUAUUGAAGCAAAUAUGGGAUUCACGACGUACAAUAGAUCGAAAUGUUGGCGGUAGUGUAUAUGUUGGCAAUGUAUCAACUCGAAAUGGUCGGGGAAGGAAUCGAUCAUCGCAUUUACAAAAUACUACUAGAGAUGAUGCUUCAGAAUAUUUAAACAAUCAUCAUAAUUCAAGUGGAUAUCCUGUUGGAACAGGAAACAUGGAUCUUCCACCGGCGUAUACUGAUGUUGUGAAAUUGUCUGGAAUUGAAACUAAUUCUAAUACCACUGAUAGUACAUUGAUUGCAGAUCGUUCCACUUAUGAAUGGUUACAAAAUGAAGCACAAAUUAUAAAUCCAUCUAGUUUAUCAAAAUCAUCACCGAAUCAUAUUCAUCGAUUUAAUUGUGCAUUAGAUGAUAGUGAACAGAAUGCUACAUCAAGUCAAAUAUUAACUGUUAAACCAUCGAAUACACCACCUCCACCAAGUUAUGAAGAGAUAAUUGCAGCAUCAGUUGUAAUCAAUUCACAAUCUGGCAAUAAUAAUUUAAUUCCUUGAAAUAAUAAAAUAAACACUAGUCAUAUACUUCAUCAAUUACAGGAUAUUUCUACUAACAUUAUUACUAAUAGUAAUUUGAAUACUGAAAGAACUGAUAAACAGUAUUGCCUAACUUUUAGAUAAGAUUGGGAUUUUAGUCUAUAUGCUUUUCUUAUGAUUUUUUUUAAUUAUUUCUUUUACCACUGCUACUGCUGUCGCCACCGUUGCUCCCGCUAUAAUUAUUAGAACUGCUAUUCUUGAUAUACUAUGAAUUAACUUACAUCGAUUGUGUUGUGUUGUUGAUUUGUUUGUUUUUAUAUAUGAAAAAAAAAGGAUUUCACUUUUGUAUUUACUGAUCAACGAUGCAUUCAGGUGAUGUGAAAUCUUCAUUCAUGUCAUUUUAACACUGAUGAUGAAAAAAAAAACCAGUGAUGCCAACAAUCGUGUUUGGAUGGCUCGUGCAGUACCAUUUACAAGUUUAUCAUCCUGUUCAAGGUAUAAUGGUCUUGCAAGUCAACAAGUCAAAUUCAGUGGAUCUGAACUCUUCGGGAUACAUAGCUGCCCAGUAGCACAUCAAACUAUAGGAGAUGCUGUUCAGUGAUUAGAUCAUUGUGAACUAGAUGGUGAAGUCUUCAAUAUAAACAUGAGUGGAUAUCUAACUACACAAGUUUUUCAGUAUCUUCAGCUAAACAGAGUCCAUUGAUAAACCAAUCCUAUGAAUCUACAAAACUUAUGCAUACCAGCUAAAUGUGUAUUGUUACUUGAUCGAAAUAUGGAGCAUAGAGUACAAGGUCAAGUGUACAAUUCAAACGCAAUACUGUUGCCUAGCCUUCAUGAACCAUUGGAACGCUUAUUAACGAAGUCUAUAUUUCCACGAUCAAUUAUUUAACCC